Messenger RNA from Cheilinus undulatus (humphead wrasse), 441 nucleotides. It is a transcript of the gene rpl29, whose product is annotated as ribosomal protein L29. The transcript has 4 exons. Gene Ontology annotation, cellular component: ribosome; cytosolic large ribosomal subunit. The record is from RefSeq and is a predicted model, not a curated record. Gene Ontology annotation, biological process: cytoplasmic translation. Gene Ontology annotation, molecular function: structural constituent of ribosome. The coding region runs from base 121 to 369 and encodes 82 amino acids. Lineage: Eukaryota; Metazoa; Chordata; Actinopteri; Labriformes; Labridae.
ACCGUUUGUUUUUGCCGGUAGUUUCCUCUCUUGACACAGUUCUUCUUCUUUUCUGCCCAGGUUAUCGUUCUUUCUCUUCCGGUUGUCGUCUGUUCGUGUGGCAGAUUAACCUGUGUCGAAAUGGCAAAGUCGAAGAACCACACCACCCACAACCAGUCUCGCAAAGCCCACAGAAAUGGCAUCCAUCAUCCCAAGUCUACCCGCUACGAGUCAUUGAAGGGGGUGGACCCCAAGUUCCUGAGGAACAUGCGUUUUGCCAAGAAGCACAACAAGAGGGGCAUGAGGGCAGCGCAGAAGGCUGCAGCAGCAGCAGCAGCAGCUGCAGCAGCAGCAGCAGCAGGAGCAGGAGCAGCACAAGCAGCAAAAUAAGCUGCUCUCCAGUUUCCUCAAUGUCUAUUCCAUGUUUCCACCAUCCCAAUAAAGCUUUGCUUUGUUAACAAA